AUGGUGAAAACCAAAAAUGCCAAUCAGCCUUUUCGGCCUCCCCCUCCUCCGGCGUCUUCCCAGUCAAUGUCUGUGGCCAUUGUUCCCGUUCAGCUGUCGCCUCCUUCACCCACGGCUUCGCCUCCAGUACGGUCACCCUCACCGUCGUCCUCGUCCACCACGGGUUCGCCUCCUUCAUCCAAAGGUAUGAGCUCUCCACCUAGUUCCUUUCCUAAACGUUUUACUAGGUCGUCUCUUGCCUCGUCCAGUCCAUCCACCCAACUGUCCUCACCCAAUCCCUCCAAACCCUCCACAUCCAAACCCACCCCAUCGUCGAAAAGAAAAACACCUCUGUCUUCACCAAAGUCUCCGCCUAAGCGACCAAAAAAAACUUCUAGGGCUCCAGCUGCCUCCUCUGUCCCUCCAACCAAUACCACUCUAUACCAUAGUCAGCCUACCCAUCCUUUUUGCUCGGACCAUAAACUAAUGCGUUAUAGGGAUGAGGUUUCUCAGAGAAAAUUGUGGUUUGAAUAUAAUGUUGCUAUUGAUGAUUUUCCCCUCCAUAAAGCCUUAAUAGAAUCUCGGGGGUGGCUCAACACUGUUACCAAUCUCAAACCACCUUGUCCAACACUUGUCCGUGAGUUCUAUGCCAAUAUUGAUAAAAGGAUCAUUAGUGAAAAGAGUGCUCUCAAGUACUGA
This is a messenger RNA of Humulus lupulus (European hop), 678 nucleotides long. RefSeq names its product proline-rich receptor-like protein kinase PERK9. Bases 1 to 678 code for a protein of 225 amino acids. Lineage: Eukaryota; Viridiplantae; Streptophyta; Magnoliopsida; Rosales; Cannabaceae. The transcript has a single exon. The record is from RefSeq and is a predicted model, not a curated record.